AGAAUGCGAGGUUAGACUGCAAUUGAUCAGUCUCUUAUUGGUAUAUAUGCAUCCUGUGAGGAUUGCCUCGAUAUUGUAAUACCCUAUAAAUAUUUAGCAGUUUCUGAUAACAUGGCAUUCAAUUAAUUAAUUAACUACAACUCUAAAAUAAAGUUUAACAAUCUUCUACACAAACGAAACUUUCUAAAGAUAACUAACAUUUAUAUGUCAUAUUGUAAUAUGUGCUACUUGUACGGACAGAUAUAAGUAGUAUGUAUCAGGAAUUAAAAGUAGAAUUCUUACGAACAGAAUAAAAGAAAAAGGAAAACAGAAAUCAAUAAAAUAACGACAGGAAUGAAAGAAUGUUAAAGUUUAUAAGGGACAACUCAAAGAAAAUGAACAAAUAGUAUAGUUAACGUGUUGUUCUCAUAUUUCAUAAAUGCAGUGUGUGAUUUUGUGUAAUACAACAAAUUGAUUGACCCUUCCUAAGUCUCCACUCAUUACAAUUUAUAGAAAAUUAACGUUAAUAUAAUAAAUUUAAGAAGAGUUCGACAUGAAAUGUGUUUAAUCUACCAACAAUUUGCCCAGUGUACAUUAUAUGAAAAUGAUGAAGAAAAAUUAAAUCAGGCAAUUUAUCAAUUGAAAAGUGAUUUAGAAAACUUCAACUGGAAAUUAGAAAGAUCCUAUCGUUAUAAAAUGAAAAUUAGUUUAUUGCCAAAUUUCCCAGAAAAUCUUACACAUUGUAAUGUGGAGUUAUUCAAUCGAAUUAAUGAACUAUGUAGUGUUUUAAUCAAAACGUCGGAUAAUCUGCAGAAUAAUAUCCUGUCCUAUACAAAAAAUCUUUUGGAAUACAAGUCAGAUUUUUUAAGCGCAGCUCAAUUUAGAUUCAUACAACCAAUAGACUUACAAAUAGAUGAUUCUCUAAAAGAUGACUCAAUAAUCAACGAUCAAAUUGACAAGAUACGAACAUAUCAAACCAAUGUAAAUAAUUCACGAAUAUUAUUGAAUGAAGUAGACAGAGUGAAUCAAAGAAUAAAAUAUAUAUUUAGAAAUUUGUUAAGAUCUACAGCAGACUAUUUGAUAUCACCUAACCCUUGAUUUUUGUUUUUGUGAACUAUGUAUAGAUUGUAUUAUUUAUUAGGAAGAGAACAAGAAGAGAGUAAUAUUUUCUUUAAAAUGAAUUGUUUCUAA
Schistosoma mattheei is the source of this 1170-nucleotide messenger RNA. The record is from the annotation of a GenBank genome assembly. NCBI's taxonomy places the organism in Eukaryota, Metazoa, Platyhelminthes, Trematoda, Strigeidida, Schistosomatidae.